Messenger RNA from Suillus subalutaceus, 912 nucleotides. RefSeq lists its product as uncharacterized. NCBI's taxonomy places the organism in Eukaryota, Fungi, Basidiomycota, Agaricomycetes, Boletales, Suillaceae. The record is from RefSeq and is a predicted model, not a curated record. The transcript has 3 exons. Bases 1 to 912 code for a protein of 303 amino acids.
AUGGAAUACCCAGACGAGCUCGAUGACCCUGCUCAACUCACCAUGGAAGACUUCGUUGGUCAGUCACAGGACAUAGACAUGUUCACUCGUGCGCAUGACGGCCUUCAGUCGGAAGUUGAUUCUAUUCGUUUCGCGUUGGCAGGUAGGGUUGGGCCGGAGGCAGACGAGGAGGUCGACCGGUGCCAGAUCCGCCUGAAUGCCCAGCAAGGCAUCGCUCCCAUUCCUCCUCGACCCGAAAGCACUAUCACUCGUGACAUCGAUCCGGUCAUCGGAGUGUCGCGUUCGUUGCCUGAUGUCAGGGCACGUUCUCUGGAUGAUACGCUGGCGCUUGGCGCUGUAUGCGUUUACAUGCUCAAUGCCUGCUUCACCGGCCCCGCUGAGGACUUUGGAUGGGAGAGGCUGACUGUCCCACAAUCGCUGGAGCCACGUCGUGGAAGCAAUGUGUACGUAUCCCCUGCUGGUGCUCCUGGGGCACCAUCCAGUCAUGCACCAGCGGGUGGUUAUGCUCCACCUCCUGGGCCGCCUCCUCAAGGAGGAUCGGGCGAGUAUCGCUUCUCUUUAAUUAAUGGCGAAGUAGGUCAAUCAGCACAAUCAUACUCGCACACCCCCACUAUCACUCGUGACAUCGACUCGGUCAUUGGAGUGUCGCGUUCGUUGCCUUAUACAACAGCCUUAUCAAUUUGGCCUGUCCCCCCUUUCAGGGAGACACUAACCAAGGACAAUCACGUCAAGAGUCGCGCAUACAAUGCCGAGGGUGCUCAGAUUCAAGUCCCCAUGCACAGAAUUCCGAACGUCCCUUUGGGCAAAGUCGAACAAAGACACGUCGUCAGGAGUUUUUUUUCCCUAGACUCUACGCCGCAGCGUCUGAAGACCCUUCCUGGGUCGGAUUAUCUCAAGAAGACUUCGCUCUGA